Messenger RNA from Chrysochloris asiatica (Cape golden mole), 975 nucleotides. RefSeq names its product olfactory receptor 2T2-like. Bases 1 to 975 code for a protein of 324 amino acids. The transcript has a single exon. Gene Ontology annotation, biological process: G protein-coupled receptor signaling pathway. Gene Ontology annotation, molecular function: olfactory receptor activity; G protein-coupled receptor activity. Gene Ontology annotation, cellular component: membrane. The record is from RefSeq and is a predicted model, not a curated record. Lineage: Eukaryota; Metazoa; Chordata; Mammalia; Afrosoricida; Chrysochloridae.
AUGAACAUGGGGGUCAUUUAUCAGAACUCCACUGACUUCGUCCUCUUGGGCCUCAUCACCCAUCCCUUAUUCCCUGGGGUUAUCUUUGCAGUGGUCUUCUCCAUUUUUGUGGUGGCUGUAGCAGUCAAUGUGGUAAUGAUUCUGCUCAUUCAUGUGGACUCUCGUCUCCACACACCCAUGUACUUCAUGCUCAACCAACUCUCCAUCAUGGACACGGUGUACAUCUGCAUCAUUGUUCCCAAGAUGCUUCAAGACCUUCUAUCCAAGGAAAAGACUAUCUCCUUCCUUGGCUGUGCAGUUCAGAUAUUCCUUUACGUGACAUUGGUUGGAGCAGAAUUCUUUUUGCUUGGCCUCAUGGCCUAUGACAGAUAUGUGGCUGUGUGCAAUCCCCUCCGAUACCCUGUUCUCAUGAACCGCAAGGUUUGCUUAUUUAUGAUAAUGGGAUCCUGGUUUGGUGGUUCCUUGGAUGGAUUUAUUUUGACGCCUGUCACCAUGACAUUUCCCUAUUGUGGGUCCCGAGAAAUCAAUCAUUUUUUCUGUGAGAUCCCAGCUGUGCUGAAGCUCUCAUGUAUAGACACAUCUCUUUAUGAAACCCUCAUGUAUUCCUGCUGUGUACUGAUGCUGUUCAUUCCUAUAUCCAUCAUCUCUGUCUCCUACACACAGAUUCUGAUUACUGUUCAUCGGAUGAAUUCUCCUGAGGGUCGACGCAAAGCCUUUGCAACUUGUUCUUCCCAUAUUCUAGUGGUGAGCAUUUUCUAUGGGGCAGCCUUCUACACCAAUGUAUUGCCCAGUUCCUAUCACACACCAGAGAAAGACAAAGUUGUGUCAGCAUUCUACACAAUCCUCACUCCCUUGCUUAACCCACUUAUCUAUAGUUUGAGGAAUAAAGAUGUGGCAGCAGCGCUAAAGAAAAUGCUGGGCAGAUAUACCUCCUCCGAGAGAAUCGGGGCAGAGGAUGUAUCUAGGAAACACUAG